This is a messenger RNA of Notolabrus celidotus (New Zealand spotty), 7233 nucleotides long. RefSeq names its product nuclear FMR1 interacting protein 2 (gene nufip2). The record is from RefSeq and is a predicted model, not a curated record. Gene Ontology annotation, cellular component: nucleoplasm; cytoplasmic stress granule. Gene Ontology annotation, molecular function: RNA binding. NCBI's taxonomy places the organism in Eukaryota, Metazoa, Chordata, Actinopteri, Labriformes, Labridae.
AGUUCAUACACGAACCCCACCCCGGGAUUGCCCACAGUGAGAAGACUUUUUUUAUGUCUGUUAUUUCCUUCUGCAAUGAGACUGUGAAAAAUCUGGCAACAUUUUUUUGCAAGGUCCUGCAAAUAAUUCCUGCAUUACUCAGCUCAAAUAGUAGACAGGGUUUUUUUUUUAGUAGUGACGGUGACCACCCAAAAAACAGAGCCAUUUUUAGACGUUUACUGCUGACGUUUCCAGAGGCUUCAAAUAGCUUCCGUUUUACUCUGGUAGUGAUUGGACUGCCUGUACUUUACACAGUGAGCCAACAUUGAACAAGUCCGACAUCCCUACUACUUCAAUGGAGGAACAGCCCAAAGAUCGGGCACAAGACAGGCACUAUCACCACCACGGAGAGGACAGGAACUCCAUUCAACAUACUACUUGUGUAAAAAAUGAUCAGAGCCACUUCCAGCGCCAGCAUCAGGAAACGCAGACGAAAACAGGUCGGGCCAUCCGGGAAAGCACUAAAAAAGUAAACAUCAGUGAGGAGGAGGGGGACAAGAAUCCACAUCUGUCUGAUACUGUUGGUAUGUUGCAAACCCCCAACAGCAAUGGUAACAGACACACGUGUAAUCCAAAUGUGAAGCCGAAGUCAUCACAAAAGCUGCACACGACUGUUCCAAAAGUGAGCAGCAAAGGACUGGACCAUAAGAAGAAUAUGGACCUUAAAAAUGACAAGGACAAGUCCCUGGAAUUGAAUCAUCAUGAGGGCCAACCCUUGGAUAAGAAAGACUCUGUUUUGCUUCAAAAUGGCAUAGUAAACUGUGGCUUGAUUACAAAUGGUUAUUCUAGCAAGGACAAUGAUGGCAGUGGCUCAGAAGGUGGAUACACUACUCCGAAGAAACGCAAGGCCAGAUGUAACAAUGCCAAGAACUCUGACAAUGUGAUAAGAGAAAAGGAGAAAGACAUGCAGCAGGGCAACACUACACAGGAACACGGGGCUUUUAAUCUUGACACAAGCGAGAAGGGAGUGACUUCCAGACUUGAUGGCUUUAGAGCUGCCAGUAAAGUAGAAGCUCAGUCCGCAGCUAGGCGGGCUGCUGCCUCUGAGGCUUCAAUGGGUGAAUCUCAGAGGAAAAACUCUGAUGGCAAAACUGUUGGCACCUUUGGUAAAAAAACUGAGGACAGGCACAAAGCCAAGCUUUCCUCACCUUCAAAAGAGGACUCAUGGACUUUGUUCAAGCCCCCUCCAGUAUUUCCUGUGGACAAUAGCAGUGCUAAAAUUGUUCCCAAGAUCAGUUAUGCAAGUAAAGUAAAAGAAAACCUCAACAAAGUAGCUCAAGGUGGAGGAGAGGCACUGCCUCCUCCUGUUAGACUGUCACAGGUCCCUAUGUCUGCUAUGAAAACUAUCACCUCAGCUAGCUUUACUAAUGGCCCUGUUUCUGGAAAUGGCAACGGCUGCCCAUCAGUGGGUACCUUCUUUGCUCCUGCUGCUAGUAGUAUUUCACCAGCCCCAUCUAUCCCAAGUGGCGAGAAUGUAGCAUCUCCUUUGGAAAGUAACUGUAGCUCUACAACUAGUCCCAUAGAUGGAGAAGCAUAUGAGCUUAGAAAGUGUACUCUUUUAAUUUACCCUUUAAAUAUGCAACCUGUGCUCCCUAGUGCUCGUCACCUUGACCCGCCGGCUGCUCAGACAAAUCAGAAAGCCUUGGGAGAUAUCUUCCAGAAUCAGUGGGGGCUUUCCUUCAUCAAUGAGCCCAACUUGGGCCCAGAAGGAGGAGGUGGCCAGGUGCCCACAGAGGACAAAACUACUGUGGUCACAUCUCAAAGCGAGUGUCAGGCUGAUCCAGCCAAAGCUGCCCAACCCUGCUUUGAUGUCACCCCAUCAUUCUUGGAGCCUGGCACUUUGGCUCAGGACCCAGAGAAAAGGACUCGUGCACCUUGCAGUCUGUCUAAUAUUUGUUCUCCUGCUUGUGUGAUGAGUGAGGAGGAGAACAAGCUGACUUCAUGUGGCCAGGAAAAGACAAAAGUUGAGGGCAAGGGUGCUGUGUCAGCCCCCAGUAAAGACAACGGUGCUAAGCCUGCACAGGGCCAGCUAACCACUCUGUUGUUUGGCUCGUCUAAAGAGCAGGCCCACUCGAAAGACAUUGGCAGAAGGUGUAGCUGGGGAUCCUUUGACAUUAAAGCUGCUGUCACUUAUCACACUAAAGAAAUGGAAUACAUUUUCAACUUGCAAAAACAAGAUCCAAAAAGAGUAGUGGUUUAUGAUGAGACCAAGGAUGGACCUGAUCAGUGAGGCAGAGGGUCAACAGUACUUACCUUCUUCUCUUCUGGGUGCUGCGGUUAUCUACCUUGGAAAUCAUAAAUCCUGUUGUAGAGAUAAAGUGACGACUGUGAAAACAUUGAUAGUAUAGCAUGGCAGAUUUUCCUUGGAAUCGCAGGUGGAAUAACGGACUUCCUCGGAGGGGCAUCAGACAAACGCGCGCACACUCUGGAGGGACAUUCAAGGAGCUGAUUGGUGCCUCUCCGACACGAUAAAAACAGACACCUGCAAAACUUUGGAGCUGUGAUUGUCGCUUGUCUCAUGGCUCUUUUGGGAAGAUGUUCCAAGUUCAACAAAGGAAGGUGCCGUGGAUUGCACCUCCCUAAGCCUUUAUCCUGUUGAACUUUGGCAGCCGUCGGUCUGACUAAGGGAUGCCUCGGUCAUUUUCUUUCUUCACGCGUUGAAAUGAGUUCAUUGUAGAUACGUUAGACGUUAUACAUACACGUGUGUGAAAGCUUGAAUUCAUGGUGUAAGACAGGAGAACACACUUUGCAAAGAAUGCCUUGAAGUUGUGGACUAAAGAUCUUUGGAGUUCAGUUAAACUGUAAGUUAAGUGAAAACUCGUAGGUGAGGCCCCAUUCAGGAAGGGAGAACCUUGUCUUAAAUCCUUUAGGGGGAAUCAGAGCCCUAAAAUUAAAUGCUUGCUUUUCUUUUUGUACCAUUUUGUCUGACCUAAUGUGAUGAGUGUUAAUCCGCACUGCAGUAUGACCCCAGAGCACAGGUACAAAUGUGCCCAAAUUGAAGGAAAGCUGCGCCCCUUCAUUUCAUCGUUUAUUAUAGGAGCGCUAAAGAGUUUCAAAGUCAGGUCUCUGCGAAAGGCAAAACCUUUUAAUGUCAAAGCUUUUCAUACAUUUCAUACACAUCGUGAAGAGGUCAGUGGAGACUAUCCCAGAAUUCAGAUUCAUACAUCUUUCUAUGUAUGAAUCAUGGGUCGAGUGACAUUUUUAAGCAAGAUAACCAACAAGGUCUUCUGCUCAUUGUUCAGCAGCAAGACUCAGGAUGUUCAUACAGAUUAUUUUGCCUGCAUAGCUGUCUGUGUACAAACUGUUCAAUUCCUCUUGUCAAAGGAACAUGUGUUGCAUUUUACAACUUAGAUUUUAUUUUGUUUUCUGACUCAGCGUUGGGUCUUUUACUUUUCUGUCUUAUGGCAUUGUAUAUCCUGCAUGUUUACUGGUGGUAAUGAACGAGUCAGAGGUCGCUCUUCAUCGCCACGCCAAAAUAACAGUAACACAACUACAAAAAAAAAAAUCGCAAUACUAAUCUAGAUUUUUUUUUUUCUCUCCCCCACCCUGACUAGCCACUUUGUCAAACUGUGUUGAAAUGUGAAGAUGAGUUGUACUUUGUUUUACUGUGGAUAACAUUUAACAUUUUGCAAAGCAGUGUGCAAUAACACCGUGUGAUUCAUACGCUGUGUGAAAAAAUGGGUUAUGUUUAGCUACGAAAUCAUCGCCCAAGACGCUGGUGUGGCCUGCAGUUUGUUUGUUUGCUUGUUCGUACAAAAAUGUUUCAAGGUGCGUUGUCAGUUUUAUUGCACAAACCUUUUAAGUGCAAAGGAGCUCAUGCUGAAAGAUCUAAUUAAGUCUAGGGAGCCCAAAUCAGCUACGACUGCUAACUGGCCAGCUGUGACAUCACUUUUCAUCACCACCUCCAAAUCGGAUCGGUUUAUUCAACGUAACGAAGGAACUGUCCUGGUUUCUUUUCUCAAAAGAUUUGAUUUGGUUAACGUGUGGAUUAAUAGCACUUUAUGUAAACUAAUUGCUUUUAUCUUUUAAUUGCUAGAGAGAGAUCUAUAUGUACUGACAAGAAAUACUCCUCGAAAGAAUGGCUCUGGGCUGUUACUUUUCAGAAAAAAAUUAAUACAGAAUUAUUAAAUGUAACUCAGGUAGUGUUGAUAAAGCCAUGACUAUGUUAAAUAUCGUUUUUUUUUUUUGUUUUUUUUUGCCAAAUGGCCCCUGUCCUUUAAUGUUCAAUUGGAAAAUGUUGAAUUGGAGUCAGAUUUUACAGUCUCACAUGAUGUAAUGACCAAACACCAAAUACUUGCGUGUGAGAGAAGCCGCCAUGGCGUGCAAGGUGCUGUCAUCCAUCAUUUUGAGCUCUAAAAUUCUCCUUUUUAUUGCCCUUUUUUUUUUUUUUUUUUAAAGAAAAAAAAAGCACAUUGCUCCAUGUUACCUAUGUGAACUAGAUUGUGAUUUUCUUGCAAUCUCUGAUGGUUGAUUUGUCUCCCUCGUGUUCAUCGUGAAGCACCUCUUGCUUUAUUAUUGCUGUUUUUAUCCCUGCCGGGUUGAGAGUAUGUUUUUUUUUUUUUUUUACCAAGUACUCUUCUCUCUACUGUGUCCUGAUUAGACAGCACUGCAGAAAGUUGUUCGCGCAGCCCGACAUUUAACUUCCACGUCUAAUCUCAGUCAGCUCUCUGGUAUUUAAAGACGCUUUGUUUUGGCUUCCAUUGUACAGUGUGAUGGAUGAGUGUGUUAUCAGAAGCUGCCCUCUGGAAAAAAAAAAAAAAAAAAAAAAAGAAAAAUUGGAUGUGGUCGACGAGGAAAGCAAGGGUGUUUGAGGAGAUAUCGCCUGUUAGCGUUUAGACUUUUUAUUAUGUGUGUCUUUUACUUGCAAAUUUACAUUUUAAUGUGUCGAUUACAAAAAAAUGUGCAUUGAUUUCCCCACAAUCCACGACAAAGUGACAUUAUCAGGGUCUCAUUCAACAAAAAGCCACAUUUAUCAAUCAACAGUGAUGCAUCUUUAGGCUUCUAAAUGUAAACAGGGUGAUCAGAGCGAGUAGUUAGUGAUGUUACUGUAGUCUUAACAAGCUUUUUAGAAUAUUUUAGCCACUUCAUGUUUUAAGGUGGAUGGUCCUGCACAGGGAAAAUCAGAGAAUCUUGCAUCCUCCCGCCCCAAGGCUCCUCUUUAUGUCAAGCACUUAUUAAAGCAAAAAGGCUGCGUGAAAUAUGCAUCUGUAAAGAUAGAACUAUUAUUAGAAUUGUAGCCUGCAUACCAAAAACAGGUUCUUGAAGCAGAGUAGAUGGUUCAUCGGUGGAUAAGGGGGGAGGGGAGGGGAGGGGGGUUUGAGUGACUGACUGUUGGUGUGUUGAGACAGAAAACGCCUGAUCAUGUGGAGUUUUAAGAUUUCCACCCCCUCAGGAUGUGCAAUCACCUCAAGGAUGCUAAAGCCGGCUUCCGGGUUUUGCAAGUUUGGCCUAGUCGCGUGUGCAUGUGUGCGUGUGUGUGCGUGCGUGUGUGUGUGUGUGUGUGUCGGGUUCUUCCUAUUAUAUGCAAGUUCCUCAUAUAUUUCAACCCCCCUCCUUCCUCACCACACCCCUGUUGAUUCAUGUUCAGGUGCCUGUGUGAAAAAAUAAUUUUUACAGCAAUUUUGAUUGUUUAAAAAUCUGCUUCUAGCAUAUAUCCGUGCCAUUUUUUUUUUUUUUUAUAACAUUUGCAACGCUGUUCAAGUUCUAAUCCUGAUUUCUUCUUUUUAAACGACAUGGACGCAGCUGAAGGCAAGAGGCGUUUUAAAGUGUUUUGUAGGGUUUGAAAUAUUUCACGGCUUGUGUUCAGAUGUGUGUGUGACCUAAAGCCAAAAUCUGUUUGAAUGGGACGGAUGACAAGCCGCUUGCUGGUGUGUAUACCCAUGAGCAGUCCUUUUGUCAAGUUAAUGUCUGAAGUAGCUCAUAAUUGAUUUAACAAAUUGACGUUUUAACACCUUUUUAAAGCAUUUUUUUGUUCGUAUUAUUUUUGAGUUGUAACCUAAUUUAUCCAUAGAUGCACAGGUAGGAUGAGACUAAAAGGAAUAAAUGAUACAGAAAAUCAAAAUGUCUCAUUUAUGAAGAGUUUUAGAUGAUUUUAGGUUCUGAUUAAGACUGAUGUAGACCCCAGUAACGCUGUGUUGAUAUAUUUGAAGUUACUCCUUUCCAGCAGAUUUUAUACAAAUUACUUUAAAUUAAUUUCUUCAGGUAGUUGUGAUGGAAUUGCGAGCGUCCCAGAGUUCUUGUUAAUAUAUUUUUUAUUUGUAGUGAUCUUGUUGUGAGGGGGGAGUGAGGUGUUCACGUGCGGUUCAACAACUCUGGAUCUGCUUUUUUUCGCCAAAGGUACACUACUCAGAUAUUCAGCUACUGAACGGCCACUGCACAGACAGAAAGACACAGACAGACAUGGGGAGGGGACAUAUUUAAUGAUGUCAUUAAGCAGCUCCCUGGCAUCAAGCUGAGCUCGUUGGAGAAUCUGAAUUGAAGAGUCACUACUGUAGCAGCUGAAUGUCACAUUGAGGGUGUUAUUUUACGGUGCGACGGAGGAGGAAUCUUCAAAAGAUGAAAACAAAAUACCGAAAGUGCUGCUUCUUCAUCCAGUAAUCAAUCUUCUGUAAUGGGAAAUGCUGGACUCGGUGUUUGUGCUCGACUUAAAAAAAAUUGUCCCUCCUUCAAACUGCCUCUUGUGGAAACGUUUUAAUUUUGGGGGCUUUUAUGUUGUGUUUUGUUUUUUAAUGACACCUGAGAAGGUACAGUGUUUGAUUCCUCAUACGGGGAGUUAAGAAAACAAGGGCAUCGUGUCUUUACAGGACUGAGUCAUGAAAGGAGUUGAUCUGUUGUGCCGAGUCAUCUUUCUGUUUCUCUGUCAUCUCAAAUGACUGUCGUGCUUGUUGAUACUUCUUUUCUGCUCCUCCUUCUAUCACUUUUGCAUCUCUUGCCCCCCCUCCUCCCCAAAAAAUGAGGCAAUAGUGUUUCUUUCUCAAAUGUCUUACAGGUUGACAUUUACAUUUUUAAGUGAGCAGUCUGAUUUAUUUAAUUUUUCUUUUGAAUUUAACAAGUGUCACAUUACAAUGUUCUUCUUUUUUAAAGCAUGAUAAUAACCCUCAAAUUCCAAACAAUGUAAUAGAGUCAAUUAAAAAAGAAAACCUCCAGUGUUCACAAUUUUAGUUUCCAUUAAAAUGUCAAAUUUUCAUGAAGAAA